AUGACGUCAACGAAAGAAUCACCGUCUAGCUACAGCCAGUUUGCUUGUAUUGGCGCUGGAUUCUCAGGCAUUGCCCUGGGAGCCACGCUCAAGCGAUGGUACGGAAUCACCGACGUUCGCUUCUUCGAACGGCACAGUGACCUCGGUGGGACAUGGUAUGCAAACAAAUAUCCCGGCGCUGCUUGCGAUGUCCCUAGUGUUCUCUACAGUUACUCUUUCGAACCCAAUCCCAAUUGGUCUCGGGUUCUUCCUUCACAGGAGGAGCUUUGGAAGUACCAGAAACACGUCGCGGACAAGUACGGUCUACCGUCAAAGAUGACAUUUGGUGUCGAAGUCCAAAAAUGUCAAUGGAUUGAAGAAAGAAAGAGAUGGGUUCUUGACGUUCGUGACUACAAGACUGAUGUCAUGUUUCAGCACGAAUGCAGGUUCCUCUUUGCGGGCUCUGGCAUUCUUGUUACGCCACGAGAGAUUGACAUUCCUGGCUCUGAGAACUUCAAAGGUUCCAUUUUUCACACAUCACAGUGGAGGAGUGACGUUGAUGUCAAGGACAAAAAUGUCGUCGUCAUCGGGAAUGGGUGUACAGCUGCCCAAAUCGUCCCCUCGAUCGUCGACAAGACAAAACAUCUGACCCAGAUAGUCCGUGCCAAGCACUGGAUGCUUCCGCCUAUUGAUGGCGUAUAUACUGAUUGCAUGAAGUCUAUCUUCAAAUAUCUACCAGGGACGAUGAUGAUACAACGGCUGCUGAUAUUCUUGUUCGCUGAGAUUGAGUUAAAGGCUGUUCCUAUGACUACCUCCGCUGCGAAAUUCCGUCAGAAACAACGCGCUUAUGCGGAGAAGUUCAUGAGAGACACUGCCCCGGCCAAGUAUCAUGACCUAUUGAUUCCGGACUUUGAGAUCGGCUGCAAGAGACGGAUCUAUGACUCUGGAUACCUGAAAUCACUUCACUCGAAGAAUCUGACUCUGACCAACGAGCGAGCUCUGAAAAUUGUCGAGAACGGAGUCGAGACGGACCGUGGCUUUAUCGAAGCCGAUGUCAUCGUGCUGGCCAAUGGCUUCUCUACGAAUACAUUCCUCGAAGGAGUCGAGGUUGUUGGGAGAGAUGAAACAUUAACUCAGCACUGGGAAUCGUUUGGUGGAGCUGAGGCCUAUAACUGUUCUGCUAUGAGUGGCUUUCCCAACUUCUUCAUGCUUCUAGGCCCCAAUGCGACAACAGGUCACACUUCGGCUAUUAUGGCCAUCGAGAACAGUGUCAACUUCGCACUGCGCAUCCUCAAGCCUGUCCUCGGCAGCCCUAACGGAGUCAUUGAGCUCGACAGAGAUGCCGAAGUGCGGUAUGUCAAUCGCAUCCAGGACGACCUAUCCAAAACAGUAUGGAACUCGGGUUGCCAAAGCUGGUACAUCCAACCCCACUCGGAGAACAGCCGAGUAUGGAAUGCCAUGGUUUAUCCAUAUUCUCAGGGAUAUCUGUGGUACAGAAGCCUGUUUCCUGUUUGGCGCGACUGGAGGAUCACUCCCCUCUACCGUUACGAUCAACUACCAGCCAACAGUAUCCGCUUACUUCGGCUACUGCCGCAUCAAGAUGAGCGUGCACCUAUAACAUGUCAACUAUUCAACUGCGUCCUGGAGAACUCAGGAAGUUGUCGUCCGUAUGAGGCUCUAUCGUAUGUUUGGGGCUCAAACCAUAAGCCCGAGUCAAUUUUAAUAGACGGCUGCGACUUGCCCAUUGGUAAAAACCUCUUUGCUGCAUUAUUGCAUCUUCGAGAUCGCUCCAUUGAGCGAAUUCUAUGGAUCGAUGCGAUAUGUAUUAAUCAACAAGAUACGAAAGAGAAAGGACAUCAAGUCCAAUCUAUAGCAAAGAUCUACGCCUCGGCGACUCGUGUAAUCGUUUGGCUUGGAAAAGCGACUGUUGGCAUCGACCAAUCGCUCGAAGUAAUACGCAUUGCCGGAUUUGCGGGGAAGCAGCCUACAAUUACCCAAACGAACGAAAAUUCAAUCCUUGAAAUAGUUAGGGCACCUUGGUUUCAACGCAUCUGGGUACUCCAGGAGGUUGCAGCAGCUCGGCAUAUAGUGGUCAAAUGUGGUCAUGCUGAGAUUGACGGUGACCGCCGCGACAAGAUUUAUGCCUUACUCGGCAUGUGCUCUGACGAUCCUACCAAUUCGAAUUUAGUAGUCAAUUACAAUACUCCAUGGGUAACGGUCUUCCAGCAAGUCGUCAAUUUCAUCCUCGGCAGUGCAUCAUCUGUGGAAACUUGGGAUAGCAGGGAACUAGCAGUGAUCAGAAUCAGAGGCUGCGUUCUAGGCCAAGUAUCUUCAUUCUACCGUGAUCUUGAUCGGGAGGGUAAGCAAAGCGUACGCAUUGGUUGGAACUGCGAGUAUACCAAGAAGGAGUUAUCCUCAGACUUGGAGCUUUUGGACCAGCUUUGCGAACAAAACGGCUUCGAUCCACCGCAGGGAAUCGAGGCUCUCCAUCCUCUCCACCUCGCGGCUGCAUUCCUGGAUGGCGGCAACCAGUGCUGCGGGGUUUUCACUGACCUUUUUCAGAUUCUUUCCCCAACCUUUGCCUUUUAUCGUAAUAUCGAUGGCCAUGGACAUACAAUCCUUGAUGCUCUCAUAGUGACCGUACUUCGCUCUCAUACCAGUAUUCAACCAGGUGAUGUAAGCUACGGAUUCCAUUCGCCCAAUCGAUUUCCUGGAGAAGAAAACGACAUCUGUGGUAGAUGGGAUGCAGAAGCCCCAAUUGUCCGCGAGCUCUUCGAACAGGGAUAUGCUCGGAUACCUACCAGAUGGAAGCACCCCUUCUGUCAUACAGCCGUGCAAGCGGUUUGUCACAGUAUCAUUGCCAUCUUCGCUUCGCCUGCAUCGCCAAACAUUGACACGCCGAGUGGCUUAUUUGUACGACGCUGUACAACAUGUGGUCUCGAACUCAAGCUCGGCCCUAUACAUACCCUUGUUAUUGUAGCCUUCUACCUGGCUCAGUUGGGAAUGCCAGGAGAAACGUUGUUUGGAGCACUUGCGAUGCUGACUUGCCUUACUGCCCUUGGAGCGGACGUUACGACCAAGGCAAAUAUUUCUGUGGAAGGGAUUCUGAGAUCCUCAGACGGAGGGGAGUGUCGCCACACGCUACUGUCACCACUUGAGCUCAUGAAAGCCAUCCCUGAAGGUGUCAUUGAAGCUUGGAGUGAGUGUUGCCAGAUCGGCUGGGGCUGUCUCACUGAAGUAUUGGUCCUUGUUGCAUCAGAACGGGAUCAAGAAAGAGGCUCCCGCUCGCAAGCAUCGGUGGGUCCAGUAGGAGACGAGUGGUCAGGUACCCCGGCGUCAAGCCACAGCGAAUCCUCGGCCCAUGACUCAUGCUGGGUGAUAUUCCAAGAGGAGUGUCAUGACAACUGGCUCAAGCUGCCAUGCAACGGACCACGGAUUGGCCUUCUCUGGGCCUCAAUCCAGACUGAGCUACUCACAUACCGCAGGGUCAGGGACGGAGAUUCUUGGAUAUCUGAGAAAUUCUCUAUGAAGGCGCUAAAUACUUGGCUCAAGGCAGAACAUACAGAGCUAUCAAUGCCUCUCGUACAGAACCGGAUAUUCAAGGUGCAUACGCGUUGCGGAUGGUUUGGUAAAGCCUUGGAAUUCCUCUGCCCAACUGCCGAGGACGUCUGCACAAAGUACUUCAUGAACAUGGAAAUCGAUAGCAAGACAUCAUAUAUCGAGCAGCCUGACCUCCUUGGAUCUUUUGAGAGUCGAGAACAGGUAGAAGACGAAAAACAGUAA
Fusarium subglutinans is the source of this 3762-nucleotide messenger RNA. Its product is annotated as ACB 4-hydroxyacetophenone monooxygenase. The transcript has 6 exons. The record is from RefSeq and is a predicted model, not a curated record. NCBI's taxonomy places the organism in Eukaryota, Fungi, Ascomycota, Sordariomycetes, Hypocreales, Nectriaceae. Gene Ontology annotation, molecular function: NADP binding; flavin adenine dinucleotide binding; N,N-dimethylaniline monooxygenase activity. The coding region runs from base 1 to 3762 and encodes 1253 amino acids.